UCCCGAUCGUCGUCAGUGGAUUUUCUAAUUUUAACCGGCCAUCAACCAGGUUGGUUUUCUCGAACCGCUGCCAUGGUUUGACAUGGGGAAUACGCAGGCCAAACCUCAUCCAAGGAGCAGAAACAAAAAACAAGUCCACUGGAAAGCAGCAGGUAAUAAUGCAUUUACCCCGUGCUUUGGAAAAGUAAAUAGCUUUGAUUUAGAUCGACCUGCGCCUCCAGGCAAACCGCAGCUGAUAUCCGAUGCCGAAACACUCCCCGACUUGAUAACUAUCCGUUGGGGCCGGCCACCCAACGAUGGAGGCUCGCCAAUAUCUAGCUAUCUGGUGGAACACCGACGAGUCGGUUCCCCGCACUGGGUACGGGCAACUCCCUUGCCGGUUCUAUUUCCAGAACUUACGCUAAGCGGGUUAGAACCUGGAUGGAGGUACCAGUUCAGGGUGCGAGCUGAAAACGCGGUGGGGUAUUCGGAUCCAGGCGAGGUAUCCGACGCGAUCACCGUCACCCUGCAGAGAUCCGCAGUGACCGCUCCGAAGUUCACCCAAGAGGUCCAAGACACGGUGGCUCUCGAGAACGACAAAUGCGAAUUUGUGGUCCAUUUCAUGAGCCAGCCGGCACCAAGGAUAUGUUGGUUCAAGGACGGGUUCGAAAUAUUCAGCAGCAGACGAAUACGAAUCUUGACCGAAAACGAUCGAAGCGUUUUGACGAUUCACCAGACGUCGUUGUCCGACGAAGGUGAAAUCAAAUGCACGGCUACCAAUAAAGCCGGACACGUGUCCACUAAGGCGAAAUUAACCGUCGAAGCGCCGCCCAGUAUAAGACUGCCGCGGCAGUACGAAGAAGGGUUGCUUUUCGAGAUAGGAGAGAUAAUAAGGCUCAAAGUUUCGGUGGUGGGUCGCCCUGUACCGUUGGCCUUUUGGACGCAUAACGGCGAAUCGAUUCACAGCGACGAUCGCUACGAAAUAGAGUACGCGGACAGAUCAUUUUCUUUGAAAAUUGCGGACGCUUCGCGCUCAGAUAGGGGUGAAUACCAAGUAAAAGCUGUCAAUAAGCUUGGUGAAAAUACCGCGUCGUUUUUGGUGACGGUGACCGAUAAGCCGUCGCGGCCGGGUAGAGCUCGGGUAGUGAUGACGCUGGGCAAGUCGGUGACUCUCUCCUGGACCAUGCCAGAGGACGACGGUGGUUGCAAAAUAGGAAACUACAUAGUGGAGUAUUACAGACUUGGUUGGGAUGUGUGGUUGAAAGCUGCAACCUGCCGACAGCUCACUACCAUUCUUGGAGAUCUCAUCGAAGGUAGUGAGUACAAAUUCAGAAUCAAAGCCGAGAGUCCUUACGGUAUAAGCGAGCCCAGCGAGGAGUCCGACACCGUCUUCAUUCCGGACCCGAAAAGAGGUAUGGUCCAUCCUCCGUUAAGAGGGCGCAGUCAGCCAAAGGACGUUACCACCAGUGUUAGCACCCCCGUCGCUGCAAAGAGAACUCGGAAGAGAUCGCAGUCAUCUUCGAGAACGGAGCUUUCGGAAUCACCACCGGAAGUACCUGUUCGCCCGGAACGCUACAAAAUUAAGAGCCCACCUAAAACUCCUGAAAUGUCACCCAUGCUUCCGCGUAAGGACAAUUCGCAGAUAAACAGAACCAUAAUCGAUAGGGCUUCAAUCGCGAGGGAGUUGGCGUAUGGAAGUCCGGAAAUCAGAGUAAAAAAAGAAUCAGUAUCGCCGCAACCAAAUAUCAGCAAGUCAACCACACCAAGUCAGGAUCGUAAGAUCGAUAAUGCGGACCAUAAAAUAUACAAAGUAAAAAUUGAGCCUCCAAUGGACGAAUCCAAACCCGAGUUACCCCCGAAGCAGAAGUCUCCAAGUCCGGAGCCGAAAAAGAAGUUAAUCAGAGAACAUAGCGCCACCGUAUCCGGAAGUUCAGAGUUCAUGCUUGUGUUGUACUCCGAUGAAAAUGAAAAAGGUCAAUCGGAUAUGUUCAAUUUUGACGAAAACUGCGUACCUCCGCCUCUGUCUUUGUCUGCUCCGGAGCUGGGAGCCGAUCCUCCUCAAUUGUACCCUAUCAAAAAUUCGGCCAGCUCUACUGAACUGCUACAUACCCGAGCGAUGAUGAGGUUCUAUCAAGCUGCAGAAGCGGAAGACGCGGAACUGACGAAAAUUCCUAAGGCCGGCGAAAGGCGAAAACUUAGUCUAGACAUACCCAGGAUUCAAAUUAACUCCAAGGACGAAGAAGAAAUCGUAGGACUGGAAAGGAAAUAUGCUGUCCGACGAAAGUCGUCCACCGGUUCGUUGGGUCAGCAGCACGCUCUCUGGGCGCAAAGGAGGCACAGUUUAAAGAGCUCCACCGAAUUAAAAGAAAAUUCUAUUCAGAGUAAUUUAAAACACUCCCCAAAUACGCAGCUGUCUAGUUCACGUGAGUUGGAGGAAGAACAGUUCGAGAAAAUUAGGCAAAAAACGAAAUUAGAAUCCCAAGCUAGUUUCGAGAAGAAAGCCGUCACCAUAGCCGAGGAGGCGAGGUGGAUGGAGGAAUACGAGGAGAGUCUUUCGGAGUCCUCGGCCGAAUCGACGGACUCUGAAACUGAGAGGUUCAAAUUUAACGUCAUGACUUCGAAAAGAAUACCGCAAGACGAGGGAUUUGAAGACGAAGACGAUACGUAUCAUCCCAGCGGGUCCAUACGAACUCUAAAGAAAAAAGAUAGCGAACCUUUCCAGAUACUAACCAAGCGGAAGGAGCCUCCGGAUCCGAGUUUUGUACCCAAGCCGAUUCUUAAAAAAGCCGAUUACGACGUUUCACCUUUGGUCUCGCCUUCUGUGUCCCCACCGACAUCGCCGGUAAAAGUGGCAAGAUCGCUGUCGCCCAGGCCCGACAUCGUUCUCCAAAGAAACCGAUCGAAAUCGUUGGCAAUUCCCGUUUUGUCGCCACUGUCCUCGUCCAAUGAGGAAAUUAACGAAAUUCCCUACAAAAGAGGCCGGUCUCUUUCGCUGACCACAAAUAAAUUACCCGAACAGAAAGACUUUCCCAAGCCCCAAAAGAAAACGUCAUCCGCGUUACUAUCAAGUAUAUCAAAAGUGGCGGAGAUAUCCGGAAUUACCGCCGCUAGCAUAGUAAUACCAGAAAAAUUGCUAGAAAGAAGAAAGGACGCAGAGGAAGCGAAGGUAGUGGCUGACCACUAUGGAGACAUCGUUAGGAAUUAUGGUCAGAGACGGAAGAGUAGUCCGCAGAUCUAUCUGAAUAGGGACGAUUUGAAGAAGGCUGCGGCGAAUUUGGAGACACCGCAAGAGGAGGAGCUGAGUAGUAAGGAAGAACCUUCUUCAAAGGAAAACUUGAGCAACGACAGCGGCUAUCAGAGCGGGUACAAGAUGACCAAUUUUACCGACCAUUUUAGGCCACCUACGAAUGCAGGAGCGGCCAGUGUAAUCCAAAAGCCAGUGACCCAGACUAACCACGAAGCGGAGGAAAUGGUAUCAAGAGGUGAACAAACGCAAAUCCAAGAAACAAGUACAAGAGGUUCUAUCCAACUAACCAUCGAAAAUAGCAGCAAGGGUAGAAAGAGUUCACCUUCACCGCUAGGUCGAAGGGCAGUGACACGAUCCAAAUCGCCAUCGAAAAGGUCCACAAGCGUAACUCGGAAACCCUUUUCAACUCCUGCGGCGGCAAAUCCUCUCGAGACUAUGAAAAAAUCGCGAAAAACAUCUCCGUCGCCGAGGCGAAAAAUCAUUUUAAGUCCAAGCAGCUCUGAAUCGCCGUCACCAACAUUGUUUAGCCGUAAACCUAAGCUAAAAGAGAUAAUGACCCAAACAUCAGUAGGUCUCGAGUCUUCUUCUGCUGCAAUAGACAAUACGGAUGACAAAAUAAGGCGUGACGUACUUAUGGCGAAAGCUGAGGUUAAAGUUAGGGGUUUGGUGGAUUAUCUGACGGAUCUAGCAAUGCUAGCCGUUGCGUGUUGGUUAUAUUUUUAUAAAAACGAGUUGUUGGCGAUCCCGGUGCUACUUAUUAUGAUGUACAGACAGUUGAAAUGUGAAAUAGGUAAAAGGAUUCCCAAUUGGCUGACGAAGAGAUUGAAGAAAAAACAAACGGAAAGCGGCACUUAAUGAACACCACUAUUUUGAUAUUUCUUUUAACUAUUUUACUUAAUAUGAAGCACUAGUUUUUGGGCUGAACGGAUUUUCACAAGUCUCGGUCUCCGUCACAGAGUUAUUUUUGUCGUAGUAUUAAAACAAUAGAUUUUUUUGGUAGCUGUAGCCUGAAUGAUUACCAUGCGUGAGACCCGAUUCUGACGUAAUCUAAUCUUUAACGUUAUUUGAAAUCUAUGAUUUCCUUAGAAUUAAAAAUUGUGUAAAUAUAUUUAUGUAUACGAUGCACGUUUCCUAAUAAAAUAAAUGUGAAA
This is a messenger RNA of Cylas formicarius (sweet potato weevil), 4377 nucleotides long. RefSeq names its product titin homolog (gene MnM). Gene Ontology annotation, molecular function: protein binding. NCBI's taxonomy places the organism in Eukaryota, Metazoa, Arthropoda, Insecta, Coleoptera, Brentidae. The transcript is spliced from 4 exons. The record is from RefSeq and is a predicted model, not a curated record. The coding region runs from base 83 to 4081 and encodes 1332 amino acids.